UUAUGUUAGGUGCAUUGAUAAAAACGAGUAGUAACCAAAUAUAAUAGGUUCCAGUUAAACAGGGGAAGAAGGGGGCUGCGCGCCGUUUCUUUUAAAGCGCAUGCUUGCGCGACUCACGACAUUUACGUUUCAGCUGCGAACACGACGUUUUGGAUAUUCACCUUCGAGUGUCAUUUGCGUACGCUUUGAUUACGGAAUUUUUUCCUUUUAUUUGUCACAACUGAAAAGAAACAUAUCACUGAUUAGAACGGCGCUCCAUAACAAUUUAUUACGCGAAUUCCUCGCUAGUUCAUUUCUCCGGGUUAAGCCGAAAGUAUCGUCUCACUACCGUCUCUAGUUCCAAUAAUCCACUAAUCCUUGAACCCCCGGGUAUCUUUAGAAGGGCUGCACAUUUAUUCUCUUUCUCUUGUGAGGCAAAUUUUUGUUAAUACUUUUGUCAUUAUUGUUACUCAGUGCGGAAGUUUUCGAUAGUAAACAAAAUGGCAUUGAAGAUUCGCGUUGAAUCGCCGAAGGUGAAAUAUACAGAAGAUUAUAUAGAAGCACAAUACGAAUACGAAACGACAAACGUUACUGAAGAUGAUGAUUACAAGUAUACGGUAAAGCCAGUGUCAACAAACUUAUUGAUUAGAACACAGUUGAAAAUUCCAAAGCUUGGAUUAAUGUUGGUUGGAUGGGGUGGAAAUAAUGGUACUACUAUUAGUGCUGCAUUAUUAGCAAAUAAACUUAAACUCUCGUGGGAAACAAAAAAUGGCCUUCAAAAAGCAAACUGGUAUGGUUCUUUGAUUCAAGCAUCUACUGUUAAGCUUGGUAGAGGAAUGAAGGAGGAUGUGUAUGUCCCAAUGUCUUGGAUGCUUCCAAUGGUAAAUCCAGAUGACAUUGAAGUUGAUGGUUGGGAUAUUUCCGGUAUGAAUGUAGCUGAUGCUAUGAAACGAGCAAAGGUUUUGGAUAUUAAUUUGCAAAAGCAAUUGGAACCAUAUAUGGUACAUAUGAAACCAAGGAAAAGCAUGUACUACCCUGAUUUUAUUGCUGCUAAUCAGGAGAAAAGAGCAAAUAAUAUUAUGUCUGGUACAAAACAUGAGCAUUUAGAUUUGAUUAGAAAAGAUAUCGCAGAAUUUAAAAAUUCAAAGAACCUGGAUCAAGUGAUUGUAUUAUGGACUGCUAAUACCGAAAGGUUUUCUGAAAUAAUACCAGGUGUAAAUGAUACAGCUGAAAACUUACUGAAGGCUAUCAAGGAAAACCAUUCAGAAGUUAGUCCGAGCACAGUGUUCGCUGUUGCAACAGCUUUGGAGGGUUGUACAUACAUAAAUGGGUCUCCUCAAAAUACUUUUGUACCAGGAGCUAUAGAAUUAGCUGAAAAACACAAAACAUUUAUCAGCGGUGAUGAUUUUAAGUCUGGACAAACAAAAUUAAAGUCCGUACUUGUAGAUUUUCUAGUCUCAGCUGGUAUUAAACCAGUAUCAAUUGUCAGUUACAAUCACCUUGGAAACAAUGAUGGAUACAAUUUAUCCGCUCCACAGCAAUUUAGGUCAAAGGAGAUAUCCAAAAGUAACGUGGUCGAUGACAUGGUGCAAUCGAAUAACAUCCUUUACCAACCCGGAGAGAAGCCAGAUCAUUGCGUUGUUAUCAAAUAUGUUCCGUAUGUUGGUGAUAGUAAACGGGCAAUGGAUGAAUACACGUCAGAAAUAUUGCUUGGAGGACACAACACGAUCGUUGUACACAAUACAUGCGAGGAUUCUUUACUCGCUAGUCCAAUCAUUUUAGACUUGGUUCUAUUGGCAGAAUUAUGUUCACGCAUUACCUUCAAAAUAGCGGAUUCAGAUGAUGAAUUUACCGAAUUCCGCAGUGUACUCUCUAUAUUAUCGUAUCUUUGCAAAGCACCAUUAGUGCCUCGGGGAACCCCCGUGAUAAAUGCAUUAUCCCGACAACGGGCUGCGAUUGAAAAUAUCUUAAGAGCAUGUCUAUCGUUGCCUCCAGAAAAUAAUAUGUUACUUGAGCACAAAGUAAAUUUUGGAAGACCAUUAUAAAGUGAAGAAAACCCAUUGUAUCUUCAAAUAAGGGUAUUACUGUUUUUUUAAAAAAAAGGGGAAAAAAAGGAACGAACGGUAUUAUCAAAGAAUAAUUAAGA
Molecule: messenger RNA, 2125 nt
Organism: Dufourea novaeangliae
Lineage: Eukaryota; Metazoa; Arthropoda; Insecta; Hymenoptera; Halictidae
Gene: Inos
Product: inositol-3-phosphate synthase 1-B
Exons: 7
Coding region: 480-2024 (514 amino acids)
Biological process (GO): phospholipid biosynthetic process; inositol biosynthetic process
Cellular component (GO): cytoplasm
Molecular function (GO): inositol-3-phosphate synthase activity
Source: RefSeq, a predicted model, not a curated record